CCCACGAGCGCCUAGUCCCAGCUCUCGCUUCUCACAUUUCAAACACUGCCAGAUACUCGUAUCGCGAAUUACGACCGGCCAGUGUGUCUCCCAGCCGCUGCGGAUUGGGUUCCAGGCAAUAUUUCAUUACGAGCUGGGCCUUAAUUAAACUCUUAACGCAAUGCUGCAGACUGUUCCGCAGAAUUCGGCCGACCCCAUCCUGGGAAUGAUGUCCCACGGGGGACACCACCUGUUACAGCACCACCACCACCAUCAUCAACGACAACCGCACCAGCACCACCAGCACCAUCAGUACCAGUACGACUGGACAAAGUACAUCUGCCAGGAUAGUUCGGAACACGAGGAGAGUUACGACAAGCCCGACAAGAGGAAGGAACAGCGAAUACGAAGACCCAUGAAUGCCUUCAUGGUUUGGGCCAAGGUGGAGAGGAAGAAACUGGCAGACGAAAACCCAGAUAUCCAUAACGCUGAUCUCAGCAAAAUUCUAGGAAAGCACUGGAAGAACCUGCGAGUCGAAGAGAAGAGACCGUUUGUCGAAGAGGCGGAGCGACUUCGUGUCCAGCUUCUUGUCGAUCACCCGGAUUACAAGUACCGGCCUCGGAGACGGAAACACCCGAAGCGCAUCUGCAAGAGAGCGUCAGGUUUGUCGCCCCAUCAUGACGUCAGAUCCGACAUGACUUCCGCCAAACUGGCCGACUCGAGAGGUCAGCACGUGAAUCAGGCGUCUGCUCCACUGAACGGUCAUCAGUCGUCCCUGGGAUUCCACGGGUCACCGAGCAGCGCCGCCAGUGUCACGGCGCCCAUUCUCUCCAACCUCCUCAACACCCCGGAGUCGUCUCCCCCUUCCAGUCCCGACAGUGACGACAGCAAACCACGGAGCAACCUGAGAACAUCGCCCAGAGACGACAACAAACUGAUGCACGUCUACUACGAAGACAUCCUUAGUUCUAACGGAUUACUUACUCCCGACCGAUCUCCUAUGGAAGCUGGAGAGAGUGUGUUUAAAUUCCCGCCACAGCCUUCUAACGAGGAUCACGGAAAAGCAGACGUGAAAACCUCGUCCUCUUACUCGGAACUGUUGCGGAAGUUCAGCAGUGGCAAUGUGAGUCUGUUCGGACGAUUCGGCAGCAGCUACACGCCGACCCCGACCAGUAUCAACCUGACCUCGUCGUCUGACAACCUGGUGACCUUGAGAAAGCUGGUCAGUCAGACGAGCACGUCUGGGUGUCACUACAGCCAGCGUCCCAAGCCGUCUGUUACCUCGCCCCACCACGAACCUCCUCCUCUCAGACACCUGGGACAGCCGAAACCACACGUCCUUCCACACGGCAGCUGUUUCGUCACGCCCUCAGACACCAUGGCCGAGGGAGACAUUUUAGAAAAGUUUUCAGAGGUCGAGAGGUUGGCUGACGUGGACAGGAGUGAGUUUGAUCAGUAUUUGUACGGUAGCCCGGCCAACUCGUCAUCACAGAGCGGGUUUCUUCUCGGAUGUUCGUCUUCUGUAUCUAAUUUCACCAACCAGAUGAAUGGCGGUGUGGACAUGAGCCAACUGGACUUGAAACCAAAUCUUGCGAAUAUCUGCAGCGGUCAACCGGAAGUCUGCAAUAUGGACGACGGGUAUUCUUCGUACGCCUACGACUUUGGUGCUUGUAUCGUGUCUGCCCUUACCACGUCUGCCUCGUUUUAGACUCAAAAACGAUAUUUUACAAGUAUGUUAUUCGAAAACCAUCGAAUGUCGCAAAAGUAUGAUUUUAUUAUAAGCAUAAUAUUUUGUAAAAAAUGUUGAACAACGUCAACGAAAUAUUGUUCAUGCCUCGUGCCACAAACUAGUGCCAUAUCAGCAUUAAUAAGACUAUGGAACAUUAAAACAACGAAUUGUGGCGGCCGACAUUUUAAUUACCGUCCAUGAUGUGUCGAACAUUUGAACGGGAUCCGAGCGGUGUCGAACUAUACCGAGAAAUCCCGAACAAUACCGAGAAACCCGAACAAUGCUCGCCAGUUCCGAACAAUACGAGAGACUAUCCAUUUUUGUAAAAUUUAUAACUGUUUUCUGCCGACCUGGCGGUGUCAAGUUCAUGAAGACACUGGUUUGUGUUAUCCGAUAAACGGUGGAAUGUUGUGAAUUCUUUGUCUAGUAGUGCGGUGCGUGGCACUAACAGCGGGAUGGGACUGGCGGAAUGUGAUCUCAAUAUACGCGGAAUGGCGGCUCGGUAUUGGGGCAUUAGGCCAUGGACACAACAGUCGGCCCGUUGGGGCGCCCCACAAGUUAGUGUAAGCAACUUGUGUCUAACGGUUUCAUGUAGGACGCCCUUCAAGUCCACAUGAGUAUGAAACGCCCCUGUACAUUACUUAGAGGUCUUGUGCUCGACAGAAAGACGAAAAUUGCAUUUCUCCAGAAAUGAUUCUUUUAUUUAAUAAUUGUUGACUGUCAAUCAUGAAAAACUAGCAAUAUGAAAUGUACUGUAUAUCAUUUCUUCAUGGUCUCAACUUAAAGCUAUAUAUGUAAUUUAUUCACACAGCCUGACGUGUAAUAUAAACUAUAUACCCCGAUCUGUUAGAGCAAUCUCAGUGUAUAUAUCAAAUCGAAAUUCUCAAAACAAAUAUCUGCGGUCACGUGUGCCCUGGUGCCUUUUGGUGGACAUUUUAUUCCGCGAUUGCGUGUGCCUUCACGCCCCCUGGCGGAUAUUUUUCUUCUGUGGUCACGUGUACCUUUAAUAAUAUUCGUCAUCUCGACUGUACAUACACAUAUAAAUUAUUCAAAUGCUAAACACAUCACAGGCAAGUUUUGUAGUUUGGCCAGAUUUACCAUAUAUACAGUAAUAAUUUUCGAUGUAUCUAAUAUUUGCGAAAUUUAAUAAAUAAAUUUACACAUUUUUGUA
Molecule: messenger RNA, 2879 nt
Organism: Gigantopelta aegis
Lineage: Eukaryota; Metazoa; Mollusca; Gastropoda; Neomphalida; Peltospiridae
Product: transcription factor SOX-7-like
Exons: 2
Coding region: 161-1687 (508 amino acids)
Biological process (GO): cell differentiation; anatomical structure morphogenesis; regulation of DNA-templated transcription
Molecular function (GO): RNA polymerase II cis-regulatory region sequence-specific DNA binding; DNA-binding transcription factor activity, RNA polymerase II-specific
Source: RefSeq, a predicted model, not a curated record